This is a messenger RNA of Monodelphis domestica (gray short-tailed opossum), 1000 nucleotides long. Its product is annotated as neutrophil elastase. NCBI's taxonomy places the organism in Eukaryota, Metazoa, Chordata, Mammalia, Didelphimorphia, Didelphidae. Gene Ontology annotation, molecular function: serine-type endopeptidase activity. Gene Ontology annotation, biological process: acute inflammatory response to antigenic stimulus; phagocytosis; proteolysis. The record is from RefSeq and is a predicted model, not a curated record.
ACAAAAGACUAUAAGAGGAGACAUUAGGAAAGGGGUACCCCAUGAAGACCCCAAGGCUGAUCCCGACAUCUAGCUGGCCCUUUGCACCAUGGCAUCCCCCCUUCAUGGCACUCUCCUCCUACUGCUGGUCUCCAUCCAUGGGGCUCCAGUCCUGGGCUCCAAGAUCGUGGGAGGAAGGGCAGCCGUGCCUCACUCGCGCCCAUACAUGGUUUCUCUGCAGCGAAGGAGUGGCCACUUCUGUGGGGGGACGCUGAUCCAUCCUCGGUUUGUGAUGACUGCAGCCCAUUGCCUGAAUGGCAUGAACCCUCAGGGUGUGCAGGUGGUGUUGGGGGCCCACGACCUCCGCAGGCAAGAGCCCACUCAGCAGAGGUUCCAAAUCCAGAGAAUCUUUGAGAAUGGCUUCAACCCUCAGACGCUGCGGAACGAUAUCAUGAUCCUGCAGCUGGAAGGCACAGCCACCAUAAAUGCCAAUGUCCAGGUGGCCCGGAUCCCACAGAACGGUCAGAACGCGAGAUCUGGAACCCCGUGCCUGGCCAUGGGAUGGGGACAACUGGGCAACAACAGGCAACUACCUUCACUGCUACAGGAACUCAACGUGACCACCACUGAAAGGCUCUGCCCCACCAGCAACCUCUGUACGCUGGUCCCCCGACGUCGGGCUGGAAUCUGUUUUGGAGACUCUGGGGGACCCUUGGUCUGUAAUGGAGUCGUCUAUGGCAUUGAUUCCUUCAUUCGAGGAGGCUGUGGCUCUGGCUACUACCCUGAUGCCUUUGCAAAGGUCUCCCAAUAUGUCCAGUGGAUUAAUUCUAUCAUUCAGCGUCAAGAUGGCCAUACCCUGCGGUUCUUCCCUUGGAGAAGGAGAGUCACACAGAAGGGGGAGCUUUUCUAACCGACUCGCCCUCUUUUCACCAUGCUGCUGCAUAUAUUUGUAUACUUUUCCAUGUCACAAAAAAAAAAACCACACAAUAAAAUUGUCUCCUGUAUGUCUUCCUCAACUGGG